This is a messenger RNA of Magallana angulata, 4145 nucleotides long. RefSeq lists its product as uncharacterized. Bases 245 to 1411 code for a protein of 388 amino acids. Lineage: Eukaryota; Metazoa; Mollusca; Bivalvia; Ostreida; Ostreidae. The record is from RefSeq and is a predicted model, not a curated record. The transcript is spliced from 14 exons.
CAUACAUUGGAGUCCUGAUCUAAGUUAAUUUUCAUUAUUUUAUUGUGUUUUGUUUCAGCGGUGUAAUGUAAACUAGUAUUGUUUUAUUAUGUAAUUUUGACUUACUCUGUAAAGCGCUUAAGGGUUUUAUAAAAGAUAAUGCGCUAUAUAAAUGUUAAUUAUUGUCAAUUGGCUAUCAAAUCCCACUCUUCAUUACUCCUGAACUACUCAGUUCAUUUUGUUACAGGCUGGUAUAGUUUUUGCUAUGGAGUCCGUCAGAUUGGUUGGAUGUUCGACAUUACUGCUCUUUAUCCUGUACCCACAGCGUCAUCAUAGUUAUACCUACAUCAAACAUGAUCUGUACAUAGAACAGACCGAAAAAAAGUGGGAUGACGCUUCUCAGUCCUGUAUCUUGGUGGGAUCUGAUAGAGCUUCAUCUUAUGACGUCAUAGUUCAGGAUAUCCCAGUCCUCCAACCCACAAAUCGUUAUAGGCCUAUGUACCUUCAUUGGAUAGGAGCCACGGCAACAUUCACUCCGUGGUUUAAAUUCUUGGGAUGCUACAUUUAUUGGCCGAAUUCAUCGAUUCGUGAACAAACGUUGACAAGUCAUUCCACCGUCAUUGGCCCUUUAGCUGAUUGUUACAUACAGUGUAAGAGCCAUUUCGGAGUCAACGAAACACAUUGCUACUGUUUAUCAAAUCUGGAACAAGGACGGUUGAUAAAUAAAACAUGUAGAGUAAUUGCACCUGCUAACUUUCGUAAUGAUGUUGUUGGAACCAAAACCUUGGAAUCUGUUUUCCAUGUUUACCAGAUUGCAAUAUACGAAAUUCAAAACAGCGCCUUCGAUAUAGCAGCAGAAACACUUGACGAGUGUCUUUUGGGGAAUUUUACACACUUAUUCAUGUAUCCUUGUGAUGCAGCAGACAGUUCAAACAAAAAAUGGACGGAUGCCGUGAUUGAUGGUCUGCCUUUGAAAGAUGGAGGUCAGUUACAGUGGACCCGCUACGUACGUCGGCGUAUCAUCCGGUGGACUCGUGGAAAUGUACUUGGUUCAAAUACAUCAGCAUGUGUCAGUGUGAGGAAACAAGCUAAUGAGCAGGAAUAUGAAAUAGUUCUAAGACCAUGUAAUGACGAACUACCCUCAAUCUGCCAGAAGAGAGACGCACAAAAAGGUCACCAGAUGAUGACGUCAUUACCACCAACAAGUCCAUUAAUGCCAUCAGAUCGUCCAGAUGUUAGCGCGAGGGGAUCAUUUAGGGAGGAAGCUCCUGGAGUUCCUGGAGAAAACCCACGUAUCACAUAUUUUCAUUCACGAGGUUCGCAUUUGGGUCGCAACGGUAAGAAGCGAGUGCAUUGUCCACAAAAGUUGUUGAAAUUGAUCAUUUUUUAUUCUCUAAUAAAUUCACGCCUGAUUACGGUUAAUGCUAAAUAGCUGAACCCUUUACAUUAUUGAAAAUCCUAUAAUAAAAGAACAGGAAACAUUAAUUUUUUUUCAACGGAUCACGGAUAAGUAAAGGUUACAUGCCUCAAACUGUCCAUUCUGUAAGGAGAAAGAACUAUUGGAGGGCCGUUAGGCCCGAUAAUAGUUCCUUUUUCUCAUUGAAUGGAAAGUUUGAGGCUUGUAACCUACUUAAAACAUUUAUUUCAUUGUCGUCUUAUUGGACUGUCCCAGGUUAAAAAAUUUACUCUAUUGUGUUUAGAAUGUACUCCCUUAGAAAAGUUUCUCUCUUGCAAAUGACAAUGAAGUAAACAUCCAUUGUAUUGAAUUUGUCAUUGUCUUCUUAUUGGACUCUCUCAGGUAAAUGUUUUUUUUCAAUAAAGUUAAUAGAAUUCAUUCAAUUAUUAACUUAGUAGACAGUUACAGGUGAGUUCUUUAACACGAGUAUAAAAAGCGUGCGAUUCGAAUAUCACUUCCUUGUUAAUUGUCCUGUUAUAAGGAUGUCCUCGUAAGAUGGAGAGAGUGUUUUUUAAAGACAAAAUAAGUUCAGAGAAGUUGAUGAAGAAGAACUGAACACAGAUGGCAUUCUUAGUGAUAUUUUGGAUUUAGAGAAAGAAAAAAAGAAAAACAACCAAAUUUUGACCUCAGAGUAGACGUUUUUUUUCCGGAUAUUUCUGAUGAGGAGCUAGUUAAGGCCAGCCAAGACAUAGGAGGAAAAAGAAAACACUGAGAGGUUUCCACAGCUUAAUCAAGAAGAUUUUGAUAAGUUAGUCAAAAAAGUUUAUCCAAAAAAAAAAAAAAAACAGAACAAAAGUCGAAAUGGGCAAGAUCAUUAAUGGUGAAAAGGAUGAGAAAAUUAAAUGUGACGGAGAUGCAAAGAAAGCAAAAACCGUGGAUAUAUGUGAUUCCACUUUGUGUGCACCUGGUGCAAUUUAAAUUUUGAAUUUUGAAUUCUGUGCCUUAAUCAUUCGUGAAUAACAAAUAUUUCUUUUGUAUUGGUCUUGUUGUUAUUUCAAGUUUUACCUGUAGCUGUCCAAUAAGUAUUGAAUAACUGUCCACUAGUUUAAUAAUGGACAGUUUUUCCAACUUAUUGGACGGCUACAGGUAACUUAUUGGAUUGUUUCUGUUCUUUCGAGCUAAAGAAUGUACAAAAAUAACAAAGGAUGACGUCAUAACAAUGUUUUAAUAAAUAAAUAAAUCGAUAGACAGAUCGGGAGAGAGGGAGAGGAAAAAUUCUCCUUUAUCUAAAAUUAGUAUUCAACGAAUCAAUUUCUACUUUGUGUUUAUAACUUACACAUUUCUUCCGAUAAUAGCAUAUGUAUAAAUAUGCGAUUCCAUGGCGAAUUCGAAGGUUAUACGUUGAACACUACAACAGCACCAUUACUUAAUCAAAGUACUGAAAGUACUGGAAAGCGCUAAGCCGGGAAGAAGGUGUUAAAUCAUACCGAAUGUUAUGAAAAUACAUGUUAAGAAUCAUAUUUGAAUCGGGGUUUGUUCGUUAUUGCAAAAUUUUCACGUACUCAGAAUUAAAAUAAUAUAGAAUUUGGAUAUGCCAUAGUUAUAGAAUACACAAAUCUUUUUAAUGAUUACUGCAUGCUGUCGUGUUACAGUGAAAACAGAAUGCUGAUGACUUUAAAAAAAAUCAUAACCACAGCUUUUAAUGUAAGCAGUUAAUGUAAGUGUUUCUCUAUUUUUGAAGCAUAAAAUGUUUUAUCAAUUUGACUGUAAAUCAAAGUUUCCAAUUUACAAAUUAUAAUAAUCUGCCUUAAAGCAUGUUUACAAAGAUCAUGAUUGAUUUUAAAAUUUUAGAACAAAUGUAUCUGCAUGCGGGAUAACUUGAAGAUAUUAAGUUUUCCCUACUGCAUAAUUUUGAGUUCUCCCGAGUACGACUUUUCCAGGGUACGACUUCUUUAUCAUUCGCCAGUAGGUGGCGGUAUUUCGGAAAUGCGAAAACGAAAGUGGAAGUAAGAUAAGAAAUCUGGCGACAAAAAAGCGCUGCAGCUAUGCUUAGCGCUUUAAAAAGGAUCUUCAUUGACUGGUAUAGUUAUUCAUAUGGGGGCCGUCAGAUUGGUUGGAUGUUCGACAUUACUGCUCUUUAUCCUGUACCCACAGCGUCAUCAUAGUUAUACCUACAUCAAACAUGGAAAAUCCAAAUACCUAAAAGUCGACUGGCCGACGACAGACAUAAGAUUUGUCUACCGAUGGUCAGACGAUGAUCGACAGUUGGUCGACGGACUAUUUGAUCAACGACUGUUUCAUCUGAAGAAAUCGGUCAUCGACGCAACAAAUAAUGCCAAAAACUGGUAUAGUUAUUCAUAUGGGGGCCGUCAGAUUGGUUGGAUGUUCCACAUUACUGCUCUUUAUCCUGUACCCACAGAAUCAUCGUACGUAUACUUACAACAACCACGAUCUGUACAUUAAUCAGACUAGAAAGUCAUGGGAGAAAGCUUCGCAGUCCUGUGUCUUGGUGGGUUCUGAAAGGGCUUCAUCAAAUGACGUCAUAGUACGAAAUAUCCCAGUCCUCCAACUUUCUCGAAACACAUAUGGUCAUGGCGACCUCUAUUGGAUAGGAGCCACGGCGACCUUCACCCCGUGGUUAAAAUUACUAGGUUGUUACGUUUAUAAGACGAUUUCGACGAUUCGUACGUAUAGGUACCGCUAUAGUGUUAUUGGCCCUGUGGCUGACUGCUACUUACAAUGUAAAAGCCAUUUUGGAGUCAACGUGAGU